AUGGCUUCUUCACCCCCGCGACAGAAACGCCGCAAGGCUUCGUGCAAAGAGUUUCAAUGCACCCACGAAGGCUGCGGGAGGACAUAUUCACGUGCCGAACAUCUUCAAAGGCAUCAACUCAAUCACUCCCCCAAAGAGAUCUACUACUGUGACUACCCUGACUGCUCAUUUACGUUUGUCAGAAAAGAUCUCUAUGCCCGUCAUAAACUGAGACAUGAACGGCAAGUCCAGCAAUACGGCAAUGGUCGCCUUUCCCAACGGCCACAGAAGGAGUUUUCGAAAUUGCCUAGGCAGCGUAGUGAGCGAUAUUCGUUUAGUGAGGAUGGCUCAGCUUGGAGCGAUACCCAAGAUGAGGGGAGGGAAGAAUCAGUGAAAGAACGACAGGAUUCAAUGACGCGACCGCCUAUGGAGGUGUCCGGGCUCGAUUCCGGCAGCUCGAAGCAAUUUGGGAUGGGAGGAGGGCUGUCCCGUCAAGAUUCUGGCCAGAGGAAUGAAAUGGGUGGACCAAGCGCCUACUACGGAGAGCAACGACAACUACAGAGCCGCGAAUCAUCACCGGAAAAACAGAACUUGAGUUCUGUGCCCUUUCGGAUUGAACAGAUGCCACCUGCGGACAUGUCCAUGCCUCUGACAAGCCCUGAGCUGACCAGCCGCCCGGAACGCGCUCGAAACCAGUCUUUCGCCAUGCACAACGGGUUAUCGGCGUCGAAUGCCGAGCACAUCAACGUGGAGGAACAGCAUUUCGGGCUUUCUCCAUCAAGUACGGACGAAUUCACCACUUGGCUGUUUACCGGCCAGGGGUUAGGCUCUAAUUACAAUUUCGUGCCCAGUAACUUUGGUAUGGCAGGACAUUCGAAUAAUUUCGGUCAACUAUGUACGGAUUACACAGCUCAGCCAGGCAUGAUGGGUAGUUCUUACGUUGAACCGAUCAACAGUCUAUGGUUCCAAUCAGAACCGAUGGCCAUGGCGACGCCAGUAGUGGAUGUGUCUCAGUUUGGAAAGAACAGCCUUUCGGAACACAAACGACAAGCACUACUGCAUUAUAUGAUGCAGCGUUUCAACGAGAUCAGCUUGCAAGGAAGCAGAUCGGCCGCAGAUAUCAAAGACGAGAUUUUUGGAAGCGAUUCUGAUGCUGAGAAUCAUGUUCUCAGUCACGUCAACGUUGAACGUUAUCUCAACUCGUACUGGGACCAUUUCCACGACCAGCUGCCUAUUCUUCAUCGCCCAACAUUCAUACCCGAGACUGCAAACGACUUUCUUUUGCUGGCUGUGCUCAUUAUGGGUGCCUCGAUGGUUGAUAAGAAGGGACAAUCACAAGACACUGUGGAGAAAAUUUCAAAGUUCACCACCUUUGUCUCGUGGAAUCUGCGUUGGCAAGUUUUCAUGCAUGCUGACUCCCAUCCUCCUGCAAAGCUCUGGGUUAUUCAGACAUUGCUGAUUCUGGAGGUUUACGAAAAAAUGAAUGCGACUCGUGUUCUUCACGAGCGUGCUCAUAUUUAUUUCCCUACAACUCUGUCUCUCAUGCGCAGAGGAAGUGCUUUGACAGGAAAGCAGUCUUCCUAUGUGUCCAGAGUCCCAACACCUAUGGGUAGCCCCAAGAUGGGACAACCUAGAAUGUUCCCCGGCUCGAACCGACCUACCUUCAACUCUUCGCCUGAGAAAUGGUGGGAUCAUUGGAUCGCACAAGAAGCUACACGACGAGCUGCUCUAGCUGCGUUCAUCAUUGACGCUACGCACGCUGCUUUGUUCGGACAUACGCCCACGCUUGUGAUCCAUGAAAUCAAAUUACCACUUCCCUGCGAUAACACUCUAUGGUCUUCCGAUUCACCAUCGGAGAUCGGCUGUGUGGAGUCAAGUCUUCAUGCCAAUGGUGUUACACCAAUCACUUUUCUUGACGGAUUACAACGGACGCUCAAUGGGCAGAGAGUGCGAACAAGCCCAUUUGGAAGAAUAGCACUUCUAGCUGCGCUUCUAUCUGUAACAUGGCAGAUGCACCAGAGAGAUCUGGACCGCUCAACACUCGGAACAGACACAAUACCUGGCGUUCAAGAGCGUUGGCGACCAAAGCUGCUUAGAGCUUUUGAUUGGUGGAAGAAGGACUACGAUGAUGGUGUUGCCCAUGUUAAACAUGCUGCUUUUGAUUGGCAGAGAUUGGGAUUGAGCAACAGAGGCGGAAGUGACGACGGGGAUGCUAUGGAAACACUAGGCACAGUGCUCUAUCAUCUGGGUCAUAUCACGGUUUACAUCAGCAUGCCAGAGCUCUGCAUUUUUGCUGGCGUCCCCCAGAUCCUUGGCAGAACAGUUUCUUCUGUCGAUUGGAGGAGGACCGAGGGUAAGAUCAAGGAGUGGGUGGCGUCGCCUGGAGCCAUUGGUGGAGUUUAUCACGCGUUGCAGCUCAUCCGGCUUAUCCUUCUUCGAGAGGAGCCCAGGAGAGGCAUGACUAGCGAAGCGAGUGGGAUGUCAUCGGCUUUCUCACCGUCUACCUACCCGAAAUACGACGCUGGGAACGAUAAGUUGCUGGUUAGAACCUGGGCUCUGUACUAUGCGUCCUUGGUGCUGUGGGCAUAUGGAUUUGUGCAAGAUGGGAAUAUCGAACCGUUCCCAGAUCAUCUCCAAUACCCUUCCAGCAGCAUUGGAAUUCCAACAAUGGCCACUGAUACGAGUAUUCCUUCGACCUCGAACCGAGGCGCAACCAACACCCCUCAGGGAUCCGAACAAACUCCCAUGUCAUCCAAUAUGGAUUAUGACACGCUGAAGCGCGAUCGCCACGAAGAUCUCCGAACGUAUCUGCAAAUCAUGAUUCCUCCCACAAUCGACUCCAUCAAAGCUUUCCACUUGCACCAAAAUCAAGCUGGCGUUGUUGGAAACCGAAACAAGAUCAUCGGUUUGUUGAGCAUUGUCGACGACGCCUUGUCGAAUACCGGAUGGGAGCUUCUUUCUGAGGCAAGGAAUCGACUGAGGAUGGCUGCGUCUAUGAUGCAGCAGCCUCGGGAGCCACGGAUGUGA
Fusarium coffeatum is the source of this 3006-nucleotide messenger RNA. RefSeq lists its product as uncharacterized. Gene Ontology annotation, biological process: DNA-templated transcription; regulation of transcription by RNA polymerase II. The coding region runs from base 1 to 3006 and encodes 1001 amino acids. NCBI's taxonomy places the organism in Eukaryota, Fungi, Ascomycota, Sordariomycetes, Hypocreales, Nectriaceae. Gene Ontology annotation, cellular component: chromatin. The record is from RefSeq and is a predicted model, not a curated record. The transcript is spliced from 2 exons. Gene Ontology annotation, molecular function: RNA polymerase II cis-regulatory region sequence-specific DNA binding; DNA-binding transcription factor activity, RNA polymerase II-specific; zinc ion binding.